AUGUUUCCGAGCGAGCAAUCCCGCCAGUCCAAUCUACAGGGGUAUUUCACCGGUGCUGGUAACGUUGCCCAGGACCAUGAAGGUGCAAAUCGUUCCUCUCGAUUAUAUGGUUCGGGUUUGGUCCAUAGUAGCUGGCGAGGAGCGUCAGAUUUCAUAUGCCAUAAUGAUAUUCUGCAACUGGCAAUCUGGUCCCGGCAGAGAAUUUAUGCAUAUUUGCUUCAAAUGCGGGGACGUCCGCAGCGGAACCAGGUGCUCCUGAUUUGUCCAAACUCGCCUAUGGACAGCUCCAUAAGCCUGAUUGAGAUUCCGAGCUUGAAGGAACCCUUGGCUACUGUUUUCAGCCAUCGCUGCAGAAAUGAGGGCCUCAGAUCGCUGGUAUAUCAUUUCCAUUCUCCCCACUUCCCGGCGACAUUCAUCCUCGUCAUCCUGAACAGUACAAAGAGCAUCGAUCCAAAUGUACUUCAGGCCAAGCUUGCCCGUUACUUUGAUCAAAUCCCAGAGAGUUUGGGGCAGUGUUGA
This is a messenger RNA of Pyricularia oryzae 70-15, 519 nucleotides long. RefSeq lists its product as uncharacterized. Lineage: Eukaryota; Fungi; Ascomycota; Sordariomycetes; Magnaporthales; Pyriculariaceae. The transcript is spliced from 3 exons. The coding region runs from base 1 to 519 and encodes 172 amino acids. The record is from RefSeq and is a predicted model, not a curated record.